AUGUCUUUAAGUGCCAUUCGAAUCAAUCCAACUGAUGCAGUUUCAUCGGAACCAUACACAAAAUUGUCAUCUGACAAUCUCGACAAUGGAUUCGUACAGCCGCCACCACUUCGUGUGCGCUUAAUAUGUGAAUUAGUCGGUACUUGCUUGUUUAUUUUUUUCGGUGCAGGUUGCGCAACUAAAACAGAUAAUCUCUUAACUGUGUCUGCUGCCCAUGCACUAGUGACGGUAUGGUUAGUCUAUGUAUUUGGACCUGUGUCCGGCGGACAUUUCAACGCUGGAGCAACCAUAGCAUUUGCUUUCGAUGGUAAAAUGAAAAUUAUUGAAGUCGUUGGUUAUCUUAUUGCACAAGCAGCAGGUGCGCUACUUUCCGGAGCAUUACUUCUUGCGUUAUAUGGUACAGGUACCAAAUUAGGCACUCCAGGGCUCCAACCAAAUGUGACAGUGAUGCAUGGAUUCGCCAUUGAAUUCCUUUGUACUAUAGUACUUUCAUUCGUCAUUUGUUUUACAACAGCAUACAAUCAACAUAAGGAAGCCGCAUUCCCAAUUGGACUUGUGGUAUUUUCUUCGUUUUUGCUUGGUGCUGAUCGUGAUGGUGCUGCAUUAAAUCCUUGGCGUUGGUUAGGCCCAGCUGUAGCUUCUGGUACAUAUCAUGGCGAAGCUUGGAUCUAUGCCGUAGGUCCAAUUGGUGGGUUUCUUGUAGGUUAUAUUCUUUUCCGUCUUUACAAAUGGUCAUGGAAUUUCAAUAGAAACACGCAAUUCCUUCAGGUCUAA
Adineta ricciae is the source of this 774-nucleotide messenger RNA. Lineage: Eukaryota; Metazoa; Rotifera; Eurotatoria; Adinetida; Adinetidae. The record is from the annotation of a GenBank genome assembly.